CCGUUUAUUUCGAAGUGCAUCUGUGUGUAGUGAAGUGCGAGAAAUAAUUAUUGCAAAUAUAAAAUAAUAGAAAAAACAGUGCAGUGAUCAGUGCCAAACCAUAUGGGAUUAUAGCAGAGCAACAGUGGAACAUUAAAGCGGAUAUAUCGUACGAGUAUUAAAGCAGAGAGGUUAGGAUAAUCGACUCAACGCAAUAUGUACUAAGAAGACAAAUUAUGGUGGCAGAAUUUGUCGCCCGCCAGAGUGGAUCGCCCAUUAAUGGUGAGACGGCGUGCCUGAAUAGCAAUAUACCGGCCACGCACACAAUGGCGCAUGGUGGCGGCCACGGCGCGCCCCAUAGCGGGCCCCACGAUGCCCACGGACCCCUUACGGUGCCCCUCGCGCACCCCGGUCAUCACGGUGGACCGCCGGUCGCGAUCCAGCAGCAUCAACAUCAACCGCAACAGCAACCACCGCCGCCACCGCCACCGCAGCAGCAGCAGCAGCAGCAACAGCAGCAACCGCCGCAUCACCAUCAUCAUCAUCAGCCUCAGCAGUCGCCGCCGCAGCAUCAUCAUCACGAUUCAUCGCAAGUGACGACGCAUCCCGACAAUUACUCGUCCAACUUUGACAUUCGUAAGGAGCUAUUCUCGCAACGCAAGCAGCGCGAGUUUAUCCCCGACAACAAAAAGGACGACAGUUACUGGGAUCGCCGCAGGCGCAACAACGAGGCGGCCAAGCGAUCGCGCGAGAAGCGUCGCUUCAACGACAUGGUGCUGGAGCAGCGGGUAAUGGAACUGAGCAAGGAGAACCAUAUUCUCAAGGCGCAGCUCGACGCGAUACGGGACAAGUUUGGCAUCUGCGGCGAAACCGUCAUCAGUACCGAGCACGUGCUGGCCGCCCUGCCAACAGAACCGCCGAUCAGCGUGAAACGGGCGAAACUUCCGACAUCGGCGACGCUCCUGUACGCUCGCACGCCCAGCCCGGUGCACACCUCGGUGAUCCAUCAGCCGGUAAGCGGCGCCCGAUCGCCCAGAUCGCCCGCUUCGCAGCUUUACGUCCCCGAGACGACCGCGUACCCCGAGACGGAGAGCUUUCAGUACCCGUACUCGCAUCCGGCGAUGCAUCACUUGGAUACCACGAGCGCGCUCAAUCUAUCAUCGCGCGGUCGUCGGGCACAAUCGCCGUACGAGCUCUCGUCGGGCAGCGGUGAUGAGGCCAGCGGUCCCCAGAUGGUCAUCGGCUCCCAGAACAAUCCGGCCGCCAACAACAGUCUGCCGCACAAGCUCAGGCACAAAUCGCGCAUCGGCGACAAGGAUGCUGCGAGCGCACUCUUGGCGCUUCAAGGUAUCAAGCAGGAACCUGGACCGCGGGCAUCGCCGCCCUGGGAUAACGAAGGCUCGAGCGACGAGCGCGACUCCGGCAUCUCAUUGGGCGCUGAAUGGACCGGUCCCCCCGUCACCGCAGUCUCGGAGAGCGACCGGGAGGUGAAGAUGAAGCUGGAUCGUCUGGCGUCCGAGGUCGCAUCCCUGCAGUCGAUAUUUCGUCUUGGGAAACCGGUCGCGGCAGCAGUAGCAGCGGCGGCGGCCGCGGCGGACGGCUUGGUGACCGGACACUCUGCCGCCGCCAGCGGGCCGUGAAGGAGCCUCGCCCCCUUGUUUCGCCAAGGUCUGCUCUUCCCCUUCGGGGCCAGGAUUCUUGAGAAUUUUACGUAAAGAUGCGACGUCGCGUCGCAUGGAGUAUGAUGUAGCGCCAAGCUGAGGAAUAUCAUCGAUUGUUUCGAAGAGACGAGAUUCGUUUGUCAAGAAUUCUCUCGCUUGCGGAUGCAACCAAAACAGAUGGAUAGCGAUCGAUUCGUGACAAUAUUUACAAGACGUGUUAAAAUUCUUUUCAUCUUUUACAACUCGGAUUUCUCAUCUCUACUUUGAUAUGUAUUGUAUAAUUUUAUGCGUUCUACGUAUUAAUACAAUAUAUUAGUAGAACCAAUUGAUAAAUGAAUUCUCUUAUCGAACGUGAUCACUUACAUGGCGCAAGCAUAUGUCGAUUGUUGCAAAAUGAAAGCACAGAGUUUUUUCGAGAUGAAAUAACGAAGCGUUGUUUCGCCAAGUAACUUGUAAUUGUCGAUUACUAUCGAUCUACUUGAGUCAUCCCAAACUGAUAUAAUCGAAAGUCUCGCCUGCGAAACUUUAAUCCCUCAACCCGUAGAUCGUAUUUUUCUCGUCGAUGAAAAAAGAAAUCUAAGUUAUUGCGAAGGAUUAAUUAAUCGUGCCGUUUAUAAAAUUUGCGAGCGAUCUACCGGUCGAAGGACUUACAGGCAUUCUCCGCUCUUGAUCCUAAAACAAAGCGGAAUUGAGAGUUGAUACGAUACCUAUAGUGUUUUAAGAUUGUUACGUUAUAAAACUCCCGUAGAUAGGUUUAAUAUCGUUCUUAUAUAUUAUCAUUAACUAGUGUUUUAUCGAUUCGAGGAGCAGUCAGUUGUAUCGAACUGAGCAUAAUCGGUGAAUUGUAUGGUGAAUACCAUCGAACCAUCCAAACGAAGCACUAUUACACAUGAGUCACUCACCGAUUCGCGCAACCGGCUAUCUCACUACCAUCGGAUAUUCAUAAUACGAUUUAUUCCAACGUACGAAAUGGGAUUCUUUCCUUCUCUUCUUUUUCGUUAGACAUCCGCAUCGUCGUAUCGUCAUCACAUCUUAUCUCAUAUGUAAAAGCGAUGAACAACGACGACUUUGCAUAGUGGAGCUUUGAGACGAGAUUUUUCAGUGUAUUGAAAUUAUUUAUUUAUCGCUAAAAUACUCGAACUUUUGUUCGUUGUUAAUCGUCAACAUUAAUUCUGUCUAAUAUAUAUAUAUAU
This is a messenger RNA of Nylanderia fulva, 2833 nucleotides long. RefSeq lists its product as uncharacterized. Gene Ontology annotation, molecular function: DNA binding; DNA-binding transcription factor activity. Lineage: Eukaryota; Metazoa; Arthropoda; Insecta; Hymenoptera; Formicidae. Gene Ontology annotation, biological process: circadian rhythm; regulation of DNA-templated transcription. Gene Ontology annotation, cellular component: nucleus. The record is from RefSeq and is a predicted model, not a curated record.